UUUUUGCACACUGCCUGAAAAUAUUUUUGUCGAUGAAGAACUAUGACAAUUUUCGUUUUUUCUGGCAAAAAGUCAUCCAAAAGGGACUCUUAGGAGAAACUCUUCGUUAGAAAUAUAUACCUGAUCAAUCGAAGAAUAAGAUGGCAUCCGUACUAACAGAAAAUUUGCGACAAACUCCAAAAGAGAGUGACUAUUUAACAUGUGGCACAUGCUGGACAGACUUCCCAUUAUCAGAGAUCACUACAUUUAUACAACACAAGAAGAUAGAAUGUGAUGAUGAUGAAUCAACGGAAAAUAUUAAUCCGGGUGGUUUGUUAUGUCAAACAUGUCCACAGAAGUUCCUUACAGCCUGGAGUCUGGUGAAGCACGUUCAGGGGAAACACAAUGUACCUAUCUACAAACAAAGUGAUCUCGAUAAAAAUCCCACCCCCAAGAAUGCAACAUCAAAAAGUUCGAAGGCAACAAAUCCCACCCCCACAGCGGUUCCAAAAACCUUAGGAAGGACAUCAACAGAGGAUAAUUUACAAAAUGCUGACCGACGUUUAGUGAUUGCAUUGUCCCCAGAUAUGGGGGUCACACCAGGAAAUGCGCUGCCAAUCUCUAGGGACCAAUUAAUACCUGUAGGGGUCAAUAUUUUAUCAAAUAAGCAAGUCUUGAAAGUGCCAAUUGCUACUGCUCAUUCAUCCGUCCCUGGUGUUCUUGGGGGGACAUUAUUGACAUCCAUUGCCCAAAGUGGACAAUUACAAGGAACUUAUGUGGGACCAAUAAAACCAAUACAGAGCUCCACAUCUCAAUCCACUCUUGUACAACAACAGGUCAUGUCCCAGCCCAGCCAAAUUAUAACCAAAGUCAUACAAACCAAGUCUAACGUAACAGAGGGGCCAAUUGAGACUUCUGGGACACCAACUCAAGAACAACCAAUGGAGGACACUAACAUUGAGAAAUCCAACCAGAAUUCCACCAUACAAGAUGUUAAGUUAGUGAAAUUGGAAGAACAGGGGGAGAAAGAUGAAAACAUGGAAGAGACAUGCUGUGAUAAUGUAGACUGUGGUAUAACAGUUAUGCCUGGAACACAUGAAAAUCUCAAAGAAUGUUGUAACGCGGUAGUACCAAAGAAACGUAAACGUCACAUGGAAAUGAAACAUCUGCAGAACAGAUUCAAGAACAGGAAGAAAGGAUUCCUUAAAUCAAGCCGACCAUUUCAGAAACAGUUGUCAAACUCCCGGAAGGAGAGCACCAUCUAUAUUGACUUUCAGCCAGCUAAAAUGACUGAUGGCUCACAAGGUGACGAUGAUGAGAAAUCUCAUGAUGAUGAAAACACAAGAUCGACCCAAGGCUCAAUUAUUAUCCAACCAGGUGGCAUAUUCUCACUCCCUAUGUCCCAUAAUUCCAUGCCAAGUGUCUCAUUUAGUCAUUCUAGUGAAAAGGGAGGGACUGCAAUGGUCCCCAUUUCAAUAAGUACAGGGGAUGCAAAUGUCGGUUCAGCUGAAAAUAGCACUCCUUCCAGUCCUAGUAAUGACCGAAUGAAUUCUGGAAUGGUAGAAAUGGUGGAUGAUAAGGGCAUGAGGCGACGCUACCCUACAUCUAGGCCAUAUAAGUGUGACAAAUGCGAUCAUUCAUUCAAUCAGAGAAUCCAUCUUAAGAAGCAUCAGAGCAAGCAUACAGGUGUGAAACCAUACAAGUGUCAACAGUGUGAUUACUCAACUGUAGAAAGGAGCCACCUUAAGGUCCAUAUAAGGAUACACACUGGUGAGAAGCCAUUCAAAUGUACAUAUUGUGAGUAUGCCACCACACAGAACUGUACUCUUAAGAUUCAUCUGAGACGUCACCACAAUGAAUCAGGAGGAUACCUCUGUAUCACAUGUGGUCAGAAGUUCCCAGAGGAGUCCACCUUACAAAGUCACUCAAAGGAGCAUUCCCCUGGGAAGUCAGCUCCUCCUUCACCAGCUCCUAUGGCAACCAGUUCUGAUGUCACAAUUAAAGAACACGAUGCUGUAACUAAAGGACAAGACACUACAACAGCUGAACCCGUUGCUACAACAACUGAUCCCACCAUAGCAACAUCUCAGUCUGUUGCUAUUGCAACUGGUCCAUCUAAUGCCACUCUUGUAGAAACUCCUUCCAUGGCUUCCAUCGAUACAGGGAACCAAAAAAAGGUUGGCUCAAAGAAAGAGUGAUCUAAAAUCCAAAUGACUAAAAUCUCGCUGUGAUAGUGUAAACCUUGUCAAAAUAGACAGAUUAAUAAUUAGCC
Owenia fusiformis is the source of this 2251-nucleotide messenger RNA. The record is from the annotation of a GenBank genome assembly. NCBI's taxonomy places the organism in Eukaryota, Metazoa, Annelida, Polychaeta, Sabellida, Oweniidae.